GUUUACACUUUCCACGCAGGCAAGAGGAGGAGGAGGAAGGGAGAGAAGAGGGAGAGAGAAAGGGAGGAAAGGGAGAGAAGGAGAGACUUUUACCUCCUCCAUUUACUACGUUCUUCAUUAUAAGGGAGAGACAGAGGCGUAACCACAAUGGGCGACGGGGAUGAGUUUUUCCCUCCUCCGACAUGUCCGGCUGCCCCCCAUGGCCACCACCUCACCCUAGGCCAGGCGUGUCUCGAGGUGGCCAGCGGCGACGCCCACAACACCCUCAAGCUAUGGGCACAGGCUGAGGAGUGCUAUAAGUGUCCGCCGUGGUAUUUCCUCACCCUGCCGCCCGCGGACACCCAGACCCUCAUCGUCAACACCACAUAUCUGACCAACCUCUUCAUCACCAAGAACGACGACACCGAUUUGUACAGCCUCCAGUACCACUUUCGGGAGUACGGGAACUACCAUCUUCGUCUGGGGGAGAAAGUGGCGGAGAUUGAGGUGACGAGACAGCCGGAAAAUGAGUACUUGCCCCUGCUCACGGCCGCCCUCUUCUACCUCCUCCUCGCCUUCAUGUGGCAAUGCGCGAAGUUCCUGGUGAGACGCAUGGAUUCAUCUGCCGCCUCCCCGGAACUGAGGCGCCGAACCACAUCCGACCCUAGCGAGCGCCGACCCCUAGUCUCAUCCAUGGAGGAACCACAACCGUCAACCUCAACCGAACCGCAACCAUCCACAUCUUCUCACCCCUCCACCUCCUCACAGCCCUCAUCCAUGCAGCACUCCGCCUCACUUGCUUCCACUGUGCUAGCCUCGGAGCAGCUCGCAAGCCCCCUACACAGCAACCAGAGCCUCGUACAGACGUUUUAUGUUACCCGAGACCUGCCGCUCCCACUCCCCGACGCAAGAAGGGAGUCAGGGCGGCUGCUCUCACUGGAUGCCUUCAGAGGGCUGGCCAUCGUGCUCAUGAUCUUCGUCAAUUACGGCGGCGGACAGUACAGCUUCUUCAAACACGCGCCCUGGAAUGGUAUCACAGUGGCCGACCUCGUCUUCCCAUGGUUCUUGUGGAUCAUGGGCGUGAGUCUCGUCUUCUCCGUGCGCUCUCAGCUCCGUCGCACCACCAAGCGCAUCAUCAUCGUCCUGCGUAUACUCAAAAGGUGCAUCAUCCUCUUCGCUCUGGGCCUCAUCGUCAACAGCACCAAUGGAAACAACUACAUGCCGACCUUUCGUAUCUUUGGCGUGCUCCAGCGCUUCGCCAUCUGCUACCUCCUGACGGCUGUGAUCGAAGUCUACUUAAUGAACCCACAAGAGUCCCCUGAGUAUGUGUGGUACUGGAAGGUCCGAGACUUGGUGCGCUCAAGUCCGCAGUGGGUGUUCACGCUGGUGCUGGUAACAAUGCAGGUGGUGCUUACUUUCGGCCUGUCUGUCCCGGGAUGCCCAAAGGGCUAUCUGGGGCCUGGGGGGCUGCACGAGUGGGGGAUGUACCGGGGCUGCACUGGGGGGGCUGCGGGGUACAUCGACCGAGUGUUUGUGGGUGAAAAACACGUCUACGCACACCCCACUUGUGCUAAAAUCUACGCCAGCAACACGCCUUACGACCCCGAGGGAUUGCUGGGUGCCCUGACGUCUGUGCUGAUGGUUCAAUUCGGCGCCGCAUGUGGACGUAUAAUCAUCACCUUCGAGACACACUGGGGCCGCGUCGUGCGAUGGCUGGCGUGGGCGGGCGUAACCGGGCUAAUGGCGGGCUUCCUCUGCGGCUGGCGUAAGGAGGGCGGACUCAUCCCUGUCAACAAGAACCUCUGGUCACUCUCAUACGUCCUCUGCACCGCCUCCUUCGCCUUCAUCCUCUUCACCGUGUUCUACCUCCUCAUUGAUCAGCGGAAGUGGUGGAGCGGCAAUCCGUUACGCUACGCUGGAAUGAACGCGAUUUUCCUGUACGUCGGGCAUGAGGUUUUCGGGGGGCUGUUCCCUUGGUCGUGGCGUCCGGUUGGGCAGCAUCACGCAAAUUAUCUCGUCAUGAAUUUGUGGGCGACGAGUUCCUGGAUCAUCAUUGCGUAUCUGUGUCAUCGUCGAAAGCUGUAUUUCUCGGUGUGAGGCUACGUGACGAGACUCUUAUGGGCUAAUACCUGUCUCUGUCUCAAGCUCAUGGAUCAUUACGUAUCUCUUGUCGUCAUCGUAAACUGUAUUUCUCGGUGUGAGGUUUCGAGAUGACAAGACUUUACGAGCUCAUUCCGCAGUUGAACACAGUGUCUUUUUUUCUUUCCUUUGUCUCAAUCUCUUGGGUCAUUACGUAUCUUGUCGUCGCCGUAAACUGUAUUUCUCGGUGUGAGAUUACGGGAUGACAAGACUUUACGAGCUCAUUCCUCCGUCGAACACAGUGUCUUGUUUUCUUUCCUUUGUCUCAAUCUCUUGGGUCAUUACGUAUCUCUUGUCGUCGCCGUAAACUGUACUUCUCGGUGUGAGGUUCCGAGAUGACAAGACUUUACGAGCUCAUUCCUCCGUCGAACACAGUGUCUUUUUUUUCUUUCCUUUGUCUCAAUCUCAUGGGUCAUUACGUAUAUCUGUUGUCAUUGUCACAAACUGUACUUCUCCAUGCGACGUUUCGACAUGGCAAGACUCUGUGGGCUAAUUUCUGUCUGAUUCUCUCUUGUUUUUAUUUUUUCAUUAUUUUUCUCAUUUUUUCCUGAUCCAGUUACGUAAUUUUUGGGGUCGUGUCAUUUUAGUCGUAUUUUGAGGUUACGUUUCUUUGUUUUCCUUUUGUGGUUUCAUUAUUCUUUUUCCUUAUCUAGUUACGUAUUUUUUUGUGCCAACUGAUGUAUUUUUAAGUGUUCCGUUAAGUGUUUCUUCAAGUUCCGUCGCACGUACUUACCGUCGCGUUGCUCACUCUCUUCCAUGUUACGUACCAGUCAUUGAUUAAGAUUAUUAUGUUUAGUAUUAUCGUUAGUGUGAGGCUCAAAUAAUGCUAUGGGUUGUAUUUUAAGACAUUUCACUGCCCAAGAACACAUACUUGACAAGGCUUUCGUAGGAGUUAUUGGGAUUUCCAGGAGUAGUUUUAUGACCCUGGUGGUAGUGUGACCCUUCCUCUGUACCAUGAACCUAAAGAAACACAUACUUGACAAGGCUUUCGUAGGAGUUAUGGGCAUUUCCAGGGGUAGUUUUAUGACCCUGGUGGUAGUGUGACCCUUCCUCUGUACCGUGAACCUAAAGAAACACAUAUUUGACAAGGCUUUCAUAGGCGUUGACAGCAUUUCCAGGAGUAGUUUUAUGACCCUGGUGGUAGUUUGACCUUUAUUAAACACACACACACACACACACACACACACUCACACACACACACACACAGUUAGUAUGUCGCCAAAAAACAAAUGAUUCUACUUGCAUGAUUACGUAUUGAAUAUCGCACACACGCAAACACACACGGAAUGUCUAUGUAUCUGUGUGUGUGUGUGUGUUUAUAUAAGUCUAGUGAUUGUUUCCAGAUAAUUAUACAAGUCCUGUGAUGAAUGGUAGCUUCGGACACACACACACACACACACACACACACACACACACACACACACACACACACACACUCAUCUCCAAACAAUAGACAAGGUUGUGUGUAUUUCCUGUGCUAUACUCAAUCAUAUAUAUUUUCUAAUCCUUAAUUUUAGCCUCAUAGAAAGUAGUUUUAAGAUUCACACACAGCUUGAGAUUAUGUGCCAAGGUGAGGUACUUUCUAAUCAUUCCGUUCAGCUUCGUAAAUAAAGUGGUUUACGUUUUAUAUAUACAGUUUUAUGCAGCUUGAGAGAUUAUAUAUGCACUCCAUGUUAAGUAUAGUUCGAUAGACAGUAGUUUUAAGCGAUAUUCAGCCUUAGAAAUUAUGUGGUAUAUAUCUGAACUAAUUUUGUAAUCACUCAUUUGGACUUCAGAUAGUAUAGAAUUUGCUUACAGGGAGAAUGUGACAAAUAUGUAAACAAAAUAUUACUUAACCCAGUAGCAGCGGGGAUCAUGUUUCUUAAUGGUCCCUCUAAGCGAGAAAAAUGAGAAAAAAUCAUCACUCACACAAACCAUUUCAUAAUAUAUAUCAAAGCAUUUGUGAUCAGUUUAUGUAUCAUCUAUUUUGGGGGGUUUAAAUCAUGGCACAAAUUUGGCCUGUCGCUGAUACACAGUAAAGCCACAAAUAUGGCCCAUCGCUGAUACAUGGUAAAGCCACAAAUUUGGCCCGUCACUGCUACAUGGCAAAGCCACAAAUUUGGCCCGUCGCUGCUACAUGGUAAAGCCACAAAUUUGGCCCGUCGCUGCUACAUGGUAAAGCCACAAAUUUGGCCCAUCACUGCUACACGGUAAAGCCACAAAUUUGGCCCGUCACUGCUACACGGUAAAGCCACAAAUUUGGCCCAUCACUGCUACACGGUAAAGCCACAAAUUUGGCCCGUCAUUGCUACCGGGUUAAGUUUAGGGCUAUAGAAAUUAGUUUAAGGUCUUCUAAGUUGCCAAGAUCAGAGGUAUUUUAUAAUGUUAUAAUGUGAUUUUACUUACUUAAGUUUACCCCCAGUUAAAAAGUCGUGUAAGUUCUUCUAAGUUGCCAAAAUCAUGUGUUAUAGAUUGGAGGGAUUUUUAUGAUGCAUAUGUGAUUUGAUAUACGUAAGUUAAGCUCCGUAUAGAAAUUGAAAGGUCUGAACAGCUCUCAAGAUUAUUUACUAAAGGUCAGAGAGGUAUUUUGUAAUCUAUAAGUUGGAUUUCGUAUACAUAAAUUUAGUUCCAUAUAGAAGUUAGUUAAAGUUCCUCACAGUUUCCAAAAUACUGUACGAUAGAGAUAUUUCGUAAUCUUUUAGUUGGAUUUCAUAUACGUAAAUUAAGUUCCAUAUAGAAGUUAGUUUAAAGUUCCUCACAGUUUCCAAAAUACUGUACGAUAGGUCAGUGAUAUUUCGUAAUCUUUUAGUUGGAUUUCGUAUAUGUAAAUUUAGUGCCAUAUGGAAAUUUGUUUAACUUCCACACAGCUUCCAAAAUAAUGUACGAUAGAGAGAUAUUUCGUAAUCUUUUAGUUGGAUUUCGUAUACGUAAAUUUAAUGCCAUAUGGAAAUUUGUUUAACUUUCACACAGCCUCCAAAAUAAUGUACGAUAGAGAUAUUUCGUAAUCUUUUAGUUGGAUUUCGUAUACGUAAAUUUAGUCCCAUAUGGAAAUUUGUUUAACUUUCACACAGCUUCCAAAAUAAUGUACGAUAGAGAGGUAUUUUGUAAUCUUUUAGUCGGACUUCAUAGAAAUUUGUUGAACCUCCACACAGCCUCCAAAAUAAUGUACGAUAGCAAGGUAUUUUGUAAUCUUUUAGUCAGACUUCAUAGAAAUUUGUUGAACUUCCACACAGCCUCCAAAAUAAUGUAUGAUAGCGAGGUAUUUUGUAAUCUUUCAGUCAGACUUCAUAUGAUAAUUAUCCACGAAAACGCAUGUUCCAUAAGGACGCAUAUAUACUAGUGUCCUCUGGCUCCAUUCAAUAACUGUCCACAAAAAUCCAUGUGCUAUAAGUAUAAAUAAUAUUAAGUUUG
Molecule: messenger RNA, 5508 nt
Organism: Eriocheir sinensis (Chinese mitten crab)
Lineage: Eukaryota; Metazoa; Arthropoda; Malacostraca; Decapoda; Varunidae
Product: heparan-alpha-glucosaminide N-acetyltransferase-like
Exons: 15
Coding region: 148-2076 (642 amino acids)
Source: RefSeq, a predicted model, not a curated record